ACCGCCACCGCCCGCAGCGACAUCUGCGCGAGGUCUCGGAGCAGCGAGCUGACCCCCCGGAUGCCCAUCGCCGAGCGGCGGGCCUUGAACCAUGGGGCAAAAAGUGACAGGGGGGUUCAAAACGAUGGACAUGCAGGAUGCGGUGUGCCGGCCGUUGAAACAGGAACUCCAAGGGCUGGAUUACAACAAGCCGGCUCGGCUGGACCUCCUGCUGGACAUGCCGGCUGUCUCCUAUGACGUCCAGCUGCUCCAUUCGUGGAACAACGACGACCGCUCGCUCAACGUCUUCGUGAAGGAGGACAACAAGUUGACUUUUCACCGGCAUCCGGUGGCCCAGAGUACCGACGCCAUCCGGGGCAAAGUGGGCUACACUCGUGGGCUACACAUCUGGCAGAUCACCUGGGCCAUGAGGCAGCGGGGGACCCACGCCGUGGUGGGCGUGGCCACGGCCGAGGCCCCCUUGCACUCGGUGGGCUACACCACCCUCAUCGGGAACAACCUCGAGUCCUGGGGCUGGGACCUGGGGCGCAACCGGCUCUACCACGAUGGGAAAAACCAAGCUAGCAAGACUUAUCCGGCGUUCCUGGAGACGGACGAGACCUUCAUCGUGCCGGAUUCGUUCUUGGUGGUGCUGGACAUGGACGACGGUACUCUCAGCUUCAUUGUGGACGGACAGUACAUGGGAGUAGCCUUCCGGGGGCUGAAAGGGAAAAAGCUCUACCCCGUGGUGAGCGCCGUGUGGGGCCACUGCGAAAUCCAGAUGCGAUACUUGAACGGCCUCGAUCCUGAACCUUUACCGCUGAUGGACCUGUGCCGGCGUUCGGUGCGCCUCGCUUUGGGCAAGAACCGGCUGGGUGAGAUCUCGACGCUGCCUUUGCCCAAAUCUCUCAAAAAUUACCUUCUUUACCAAUGACACCUCUUGAACAUCGGAAGGACAGACCUCUUGCAGGAGCGAAUUUCUGUUGGAUUCAUUGAGUCAAAAUCAUGGGGGCCUCGUCAUCUGCUCCAACACCCCAUCCCUGGGCCACAUCGCGAGCAGAAAAUCUCCUUUUCCAAGAUCACAUCCUACCGGGAUUUGUUUCCAGAAAAGAUUCCAGCCAAACGUUUCUGCAUUCUCGUUUGAAUUUCCCGCUCGUCCGUCAACCACGAAAGGGGGGCGGUCCUGUGGAUUUUUGUGGAGCCGGGGAUGGCUCGCCCAUCUUGGAGAUGGCGCAGGUGCAAGCAUCGGACAACGGGCCCAACUUUUGGAUGCGGGGAAAGGGAUGAGGCCCGCACACAGAAUCAGACUGGUGGCCUUGAGGGGGACACGAGCCACUGUUGGAGCUCUCCUUCCACAUCGGGCCCUCGGCCGUUUUUUUCCCUGCCUUCACCACCGUGCCUUGGUGCCCCCAUCAAAUCGCCCGCCCUCACUGCUGCAUGGCUCACCCUCCCGUCUCUUGCUGGAGAAAAUACUUGAAAUGAAAAUUGGUGGGGCGGGGGAUAUAAAGAUCAUUUGGAGGGUGGAGGGCUGGGAGGGAGGGUUGCCCUAAGCAUCCCCCUUCCCCCCCACCGGCUAAAAACCAUUUUACUUCAUUCGUCCUUGCCAGGGAUGGAGGAAUGGGCACAUGGGGAUUCCACCCACAUAGCUGGCUGGGAAUUUGGGGUGCCAGAAACCUCAGACUCCAAUGGGGGAGGGUCUUUCAAUUGUGGGGGAAGGUGGUUAAGCCCGCUAGCCAAGUCCCAUCGUGGAUUCCUUGUUCGCGAAUGGACUAAAAUGCCAUUUAUAGUCGGGCUCAAAUUCAGUGGCUGACCCAGAAUAUAGUUUUGGGGUGUGAGCUCAAUCGUAAACCCCCCUCCUACAUUUCCUGGGCUGGUUGGGCAUCACAGGAUAGCCCCCACCCCCCCCCCGGUGUGAUAAUCUAGACUAGCAAAUAUCCUUGAUCCAUUGGGCAUCGCAGGAUAGCAAUGGUGUGAUAAUCUAGACUAGCAAAUAUCCUUGAUCCAACCAGCAGGGGAGAAAAAGCAUUUAUUUUCGAUACUGCCUUCCAAGGGAUUUGAUUUGCACAUAUUUUAUUAACCUUAAAUGGAGGUGGGGAAAACAUUUGUGUGUUGUUUCUUAUGUCCCACCCACCCAAUUUGGUCUACAGGUGUGUUCUUUUUGUUUGAUGUGUGUUUGGUACAGGGAGCGUCUCUUAUUUGGAGGGGGAAAUGUUAAUAUAUAGAUACAGUGUGCGUGCGUGCGUGUGUGUGUAUAUGUAUAUACAUUUUGCAUUGUUUUGAAUGUUAAAAACGCUGGAUUGUUUUUUCGUUGUUGAUGUUUUUAAGUCAUGCUGCUGUAGAGAAGUUGUAGUUAGUUUGUUUUAAACAAAAGAAGACAAAUAGACUAGGUGAUUAUUUUUGUGUUGUUGUUUUUUUUUUUUGUUUUGUUUUAAGCACACAACUUGGUGCCAAAGUUAGUUAGUUUGGGGAGGCAAUCUUUGUGCUUGUCUCUCAUUAUUAAUAUUAUUGUUGUUAUUAUUAUUAUUUUUUAAAAAGCGAAGAAUAAAACCAAAAACUGUUUUCAAGCGGAACACUUUAAAAAUAAUUGCACAUCAAGGGAUUUUAAUGUGUGCAAGGCCAAGCAUUUUUAAUUGUCCUUCGUCCCCGUUUUCCCCACUCACACCAAGAAUUCAGGCACGUAGGUGAUUUCUUUCUAUCUUUCUUGUUUUCUUUGAUUAUCUUCCGUAUUUCAUUUCCCCUUCCUUCCUUUAUUUGGUGCACGUCAGUGUGUCUGGCUUGUACAAUUAUUAUUUUUUUUUAAUUAAAAAAAAAACCCUCUCACUGGUUUAUCCUCCCCCCUCCCUCCCUUUGGUGGAUUGUAGAUGAUUAGGUCCCCGAUGAAAGCAAAAGAACGAAAAUAAAAAUUUAUUAAUAGUA
Thamnophis sirtalis is the source of this 2895-nucleotide messenger RNA. The record is from RefSeq and is a predicted model, not a curated record. NCBI's taxonomy places the organism in Eukaryota, Metazoa, Chordata, Lepidosauria, Squamata, Natricidae.